UCGAAGUCCGUGUCAUGGAGCGCUUCUCAGCUAAAUCCAUGUCCCCUUAUUCAACCUCAGCCAGUCGCUUCAAAGCUCAAGCACUGCCAUGCGCGAAGCGUUUCGCGUCUAUGCGUGAUCGACUGAUCAGGCACCAGCCCCCAACUGCACCGCCUUCUUAAUUCGUUAAAGAGCAAGGGGGUCAAAGCCGACUUGUACUUGUAUUAACUGUCAUCUGCGAGUUGACUGUCCCAUUUCUCCUUGUUAUUCUGCUUUCUGCUUCCCAUUCUCUUUCACCGGUUUCAUGCUGCUUUUACCUUAAUAUGUCAAGCCGAAAUGACAGAAAAGAAGUUAUGUGGCCCGAGGAUGACGUAGUUGAGUUACUAGCACAGCUCGAUUUUCUUGUCGAAUGGCCAGAAACAUCCAGAGUCCUCGACAAGAAAGUCCAGCGCGACGAAGCGGACAAGAAAGUCAUAUCGCAGCUGAGCAAGAAAAUAGAUGGAAAAUAUACUCCUCGCCAGGUGGAGCGCAAACUAUUGGACUUGUACAAGGAAGGCGACCCAUCCAAAUGGUGGGAAUCCAAUUUCACACAAGUUUUUUGCAACGGGAGUUCGCGAAUGAUGGCCCUAAGUGAUGGUAUCCGAAGGCGCGUGAAAGAAAGAUAUACUGUGCUCUCAUUGGGGACACCACGGUCAAGAAGAUCCUCCAAACGUCCUGCUCCAUCAACUGUACCGCCAACGCCACCUGUUCAACGUGUAGGCAAACGACGCAAGACGCCCUCCAGAACAACAAGAUGUCAGUCAAAAUCAAGGAAGACUACCCCUCUAAAUAAUUCGUCGAAGCGAUGGUACAACCGUAGCCGAACCUCCAAAACAUCGCCUUCUGUUGUCAUAACACCUAUAAAACAAGAACUUUCGUCAAUUUCUCGGACUUACGUAAACUUGCAUCCAAUCCGGGCUGAAGUCAGCGAUUCUAUGGAUGAAGAUUCGUACCGGUCUUUGACCGAUGAGCCUCCAAUCAACACCCUAUUGACACCCGAUGCCGCUCAAUUCGAUUGUCCCCAGAGAACCCCGGGAGAAUGUCCUGAAUCCCCACAGUCGAUCAUCAAAAUCGCAAUAGACGUCCAGGAAUAUGAGGAUCUUAUGCUUGACCUGUCAGACUUCAAACAAAAACGGGACAAAGCCGAGGCAGUCGUUAAGCAGCUUCAGCGGGAGAGUCGUGAGCAAAAGGCGCUUAACGACAAGAAGCAAGGUUAUUCCUUCAGCUAUGAAGCUGAAAUAAGGAGAAAAAAUGCUAGAAUCGCCGAGUUGGAGAUCCAGGUUAGCAGCCAAUCAGUGUUGCAACCCUCUUGCGAUUGGGGAUACGGGGAACUGAAUAUCGAAACACUGCGUUCAAAAGUAUCGAUAUUGGAGAGGAAAAUCGCUGCACUCGACCAUAUAUUGGAUUUCGAAUAUCCUGAUGGAAGAGGAAACACAGUGGAAUGGAGCGCCGGCUUGCUAGAACUGACGCGUACGGCCCUCAGCAACAAUUUGCACUCCUAUACUAGUCAACUAGGCUAUUUAUUGGAUCACAAUAUCCCCCCACAGUGGUUUGUUCAGGCUCUAAUAGGCGCUGCGGUGUGUAAGGACGUCUUUGGUCAGGAGUUUCGGUGUUUUGAAAUGAUGAACACAUCACUGCUUGAUGAGUAUAGAAACCAGGUUACCGCAGCUUGUGAUAAGAAUGUUCUACGCAGUAUUGACUUUGCUUCCCAUCGAUCAAUUGUCCAAAGUGACUACUUCCGCAACACCGUGAUUCCACGAAAAGCUGCAAACCUUGCCGCGCAAAAUUUGGACAUUCUGGCUUCUUUAAUCGCAGAGAAAGAGUAUUCAGAAUGUAAAGAGGUACUCAGGCGAGAAUUGGAAGGCAUAUUCACUGUUUCGUUCGACAUCAGAGUGCUUCUGAUGAUAACCAAGGAUACAGUCGGAUACAUCUGGCCAACUCCAGGUUCAACAUUCGAAGUUGAGACAAUGGAACCAGUAGAUCUCAGAAAUCAAAAGAUGAACGAGUAUGAUCAAGCCGGGGGCCCUAGAGUAGUACUUCCAGUAGCUCCAGGACUUCGUGUGUACACAUGUGAUCGUCAAACGGUCAACUACAGUGGGUUUUUGGGAGAGGGCGAUCAUGUCGAAGGGGACCAAAGAGUACUCGUGAAGUCUGUGACACAUAUAUGA
This is a messenger RNA of Periconia digitata, 2186 nucleotides long. The record is from the annotation of a GenBank genome assembly. Lineage: Eukaryota; Fungi; Ascomycota; Dothideomycetes; Pleosporales; Periconiaceae.